Rattus rattus (black rat) is the source of this 876-nucleotide messenger RNA. RefSeq names its product leukotriene C4 synthase (gene Ltc4s). Gene Ontology annotation, cellular component: endoplasmic reticulum; membrane; nuclear envelope. The transcript has 4 exons. Gene Ontology annotation, molecular function: glutathione transferase activity; leukotriene-C4 synthase activity; glutathione peroxidase activity. The record is from RefSeq and is a predicted model, not a curated record. Bases 44 to 532 code for a protein of 162 amino acids. Lineage: Eukaryota; Metazoa; Chordata; Mammalia; Rodentia; Muridae. Gene Ontology annotation, biological process: leukotriene biosynthetic process.
UGGGUGAUAAGAACUUAGGCGAACUCUGCCUGUGGCAGGCAACAUGAAGGAAGAAGCAGCUCUCCUGGCGACCGUCACCCUCCUGGGAGUUCUGCUGCAAGGUGAUCUCUGCGCGAAGAACUUUCCACGUGUCGCCGCCGCUCACCUCUGGCCCUCCCGAGUUCGAGCGCGUCUUCCGAGCCCAGGUAAACUGCAGCGAGUACUUUCCGCUGUUCCUCGCCACGCUCUGGGUCGCCGGCAUCUUCUUCCACGAAGGCGCCGCAGCCCUGUGCGGACUGUUCUACCUGUUCGCGCGGCUCCGCUACUUCCAGGGAUACGCGCGCUCGGCGCAGCACAGGUAACUCGGGCCGGACUUCCGGGAAAACACUGCAGGGGAGGGUCGCUCCGGGACGCGACUCUAAGGGUGGGAGGCGGCGAUCCGCCGCAGGAGACCCAUGGAAAGAGAUCUGGGGUCGGCGGGUGGGCGGUCGUAGCCCAAGAGAGCCGGUCUAACCCGGCGUGGGAGGGGCCUGAGCCUGCGGGGCGGGCCUAGUCUGGAGGGGUAGGGCCUAAACCUAGGGGGGCAGUCCUAGCACAAAGGAGGCGGAGCUUUGGGGGCGGAGCCUUGGCUCCGCUCCCGCUGAGCGCCGCCCGCAGGCUGGAUCCCCUGUACGCGAGCGCGCGCGCGCUCUGGCUGCUGGUGGCAAUGGCUGCACUGGGCUUGCUAGUCCACUUCCUCCCUGGCACACUACGGGCUGCGCUCUUCAGAUGGCUCCAGGUGCUCCUGCCGAUGGCCUGAGGCGAAGGACUUCCAAGUCAGCAGAACUGGAGAUCUUCGAACUAAACGCUGGGGCGCCCACCUCCGAAUCCCAGUUUCUAAUUAAAGUUUCCACGAAG